Cottoperca gobio is the source of this 5585-nucleotide messenger RNA. It is a transcript of the gene nckap1, whose product is annotated as NCK-associated protein 1. Lineage: Eukaryota; Metazoa; Chordata; Actinopteri; Perciformes; Bovichtidae. Gene Ontology annotation, cellular component: SCAR complex. The transcript is spliced from 32 exons. Bases 223 to 3627 code for a protein of 1134 amino acids. Gene Ontology annotation, biological process: cell projection assembly; neuron projection morphogenesis; cortical actin cytoskeleton organization. The record is from RefSeq and is a predicted model, not a curated record.
CCAGGACAACUCCUCAUCAUCCCUGCGACCGAAAAAAAAAACAGGGAGACGGUGGGGUGGAGUACAGGAAGCUGCUGUCCCCGAAUAUCUGAACAUGGGCGAAAUCUAAUAACGGCAUAAAUCACAGCUUCUUUCUUUCUUCCUUUUUUACGAACCAGAGGCUGCGGAGAUUUGUGGUAUUUUUCCUGGAUUGAAUCGGAAGGUUUAACCGAAACCGCAAAGAUGUCUCGGGGAGUGAUCCAGCCCAGCCAGCAGAAGCUGGCAGAAAAGCUCACCAUCCUCAACGACAGAGGCAUCGGGAUGUUGACCCGUGUUUACAAUAUCAAAAAGCAAGGACAAGUUUGGAAGGCAUGUGGCGACCCCAAGGCUAAGCCCUCCUAUCUUGUUGAUAAGAACUUGGAGUCUGCAGUUAAAUUUAUUGUCAGGAAGUUUCCUGCUGUGGAGACACGGAAUAAUAACCAACAGCUGGCUCAGCUGCAGAAGGAAAAGUCCGAGAUUCUGAAGAACCUGGCGCUCUACUAUUUCACCUUCGUAGAUGUCAUGGAAUUCAAGGACCAUGUGUGUGAGCUGCUGAACACCAUCGACGCCUGCCAGGUCUUCUUUGACAUUACGGUGAACUUUGACCUGACCAAGAACUACCUGGACCUGGUGGUGACUUACACAACUCUGAUGACGAUACUGUCCCGCAUAGAGGAGAGGAAAGCCAUCAUAGGACUGUACAACUACGCCCACGAGAUGACGCACGGAGCCAGUGACCGGGAGUACCCCAGGCUGGGCCAGAUGAUCGUGGACUACGAGAACCCUCUGAAGAAGUUGAUGGAGGAGUUUGUUCCUCAUGGAAAGUCGCUGUCCGAUGCAUUGAUCAGUCUUCAUAUGGUCUACCCCCGGAGGAAUCUGUCCGCUGACCAGUGGAGGAACGCCCAGCUGCUCUCUCUCAUCUCGGCUCCCUCCACCAUGCUCAACCCCGCUCAGUCAGACACUAUGCCGUGUGAAUACCUCUCGCUGGACGCAAUGGAGAAGUGGAUUGUCUUCGGUUUCAUCCUGUGUCAUGCGGUGCUGAACACCGACGCAGCAGCGUUGUCUCUGUGGAAGCUGGCUCUGCAGAGCUCCACCUGCCUCUGCCUGUUCAGGGAUGAAGUCUUCCACAUCCACAAGGCUGCAGAGGACCUGUUUGUGAACAUCAGAGGGUACAACAAACGCAUCAAUGACAUCAGAGAGUGCAAGGAACAGGCCCUGUCUCAUGCAGGCUCCAUGCACAGAGAGAGACGCAAGUUCCUCCGAUCGGCUCUGAAGGAGCUGGCGACUGUUUUGGCCGAUCAGCCUGGACUACUAGGUCCUAAGGCGUUGUUCGUGUUCAUGGCGUUGUCGUUUGCCCGUGACGAGAUCAUCUGGCUGCUUCGACACGCGGACAACAUCCAGAAGAAAAGCACAGAUGACUUCAUAGACAAACACAUAGCAGAGUUGAUCUUCUACAUGGAGGAGCUCAGAGCUCACGUCAGGAAGUACGGUCCUGUGAUGCAGCGAUACUACGUCCAGUACCUGUCCGGGUUUGAUGCCGUGGUGCUGAAUGAACUUGUGCAGAACCUGUCUGUGUGUCCAGAGGACGAGUCUAUAAUCAUGUCUUCAUUCGUCAACACGAUGACGUCUCUCAGUGUCAAACAAGUGGAGGAUGGAGAGGUGUUUGACUUCAGAGGCAUGAGACUGGACUGGUUCAGACUGCAGGCCUACACCAGUGUGUCUAAAGCCAGUCUCGGUAUCGCCGAUCACAAGGAGCUCGGUAAAAUGAUGAACACCAUCAUCUUCCACACAAAGAUGGUGGACUCUCUGGUGGAGAUGCUGGUGGAGACGUCAGACCUGUCCAUUUUCUGCUUCUACAGCCGUGCGUUUGAGAAGAUGUUCCAGCAGUGCUUGGAGCUUCCCUCCCAGAGCCGACACUCCAUCUGCUUCCCUCUGCUCUGCACACACUUCAUGUCCUGCACACACGAGCUCUGUCCUGAGGAGCGGCACCACAUAGGGGAUCGAAGCCUCUCGUUGUGUAACAUGUUUCUGGAUGAGAUGGCCAAACAGGCCAGAAACCUGAUCACUGACAUCUGCACUGAACAAUGUACACUCAGCGACCAGCUGCUUCCUAAGCACUGUGCAAAAACCAUCAGCCAGGCUGUGAACAAGAAGAGCAAGAAGGCGACGGGGAAGAAGGGUGAGCCGGAGAGAGAGAAACCUGGAGUGGAGAGCAUGAGGAAGAACAGACUACUGGUCACCAAUUUGGAUAAACUCCACACAGCGUUAUCUGAACUCUGCUUCUCCAUCAACUAUGUUCCCAACCUGGCGGUGUGGGAGCACACGUUCACCCCGAGAGAGUACCUCACCUCGCACCUGGAGAUCCGAUUCACCAAGUCUAUAGUGGGGAUGACCAUGUACAACCAGGCUACUCAGGAGAUAGCGAAGCCCAGUGAGCUGCUGACCAGCGUCCGGGCCUACAUGACGGUGCUUCAGUCCAUAGAGAACUACGUCACCAUCGACAUCACCCGGGUCUUCAACAACGUCCUCCUGCAGCAGACGCAGCACCUGGACAGCCACGGGGAACCCACCAUCACCAGUCUGUACACAAACUGGUACUUGGAGACGUUGCUCCGUCAGGUCAGCAACGGACACAUCGCCUACUUCCCCGCCAUGAAGGCCUUCGUCAACCUGCCCACAGAGAACGAACUGACUUUCAACGCUGAAGAAUACUCCGACAUCUCUGAGAUGCGUUCGCUGUCUGAGCUGUUGGGGCCGUACGGCAUGAAGUUCCUCAGCGAGAGUCUGAUGUGGCACAUCUCCUCACAGGUCGCUGAGCUGAAGAAACUGGUGGUAGAAAACAUGGAGGUGUUGACCCAGAUGAGGACGAGCUUUGACAAACCGGAGCACAUGGCCGCCCUCUUCAAGAAACUCACCUCUGUGGACAGUGUGUUGAAGAGAAUGACCAUCAUUGGAGUCAUCUUGUCCUUCCGCUCCCUGGCUCAGGAGGCUCUGAGAGACGUGCUGUCCUGUCAUAUUCCUUUCCUGGUCAGCUCAGUGGAGGAUUUUAAAGACCACAUUCCCCGAGAGACGGACAUGAAGGUGGCCAUGAACGUCUACGAGCUGUCGUCAGCAGCAGGUCUACCCUGUGAGAUCGACCCGGCUCUGGUGGUGGCUCUGUCCUCACAGAAAAGUGAGAACAUCAGCCCAGAGGAGGAGUACAAGAUCGCCUGUCUGCUGAUGGUGUUUGUGGCCGUUUCCUUGCCAACACUGGCCAGCAACGUGAUGUCACAGUACAGCCCCGCCAUAGAAGGCCACUGUAACAACAUCCACUGCCUGGCCAAAGCCAUCAACCAGAUCGCUGCUGCUCUCUUCACCAUCCACAAGGGGAGCAUCGAGGACCGCCUGAAAGAGUUCCUGGCUCUGGCCUCGUCCAGCCUGUUGAAGAUCGGCCAGGAAACGGACAAGAUGACGACGCGUAACAGAGAAUCUGUGUACCUGCUGCUGGACAUGAUUGUGCAGGAGUCUCCCUUCCUGACCAUGGACCUGCUGGAGUCCUGCUUCCCCUACGUCCUGCUGCGAAACGCCUACCACGCCGUCUACAAACAGAGCAUCAGCGCUAACGCAUAGACGCACACGAAACACACAGCGACGGCCUCCCAUGCUGUCUACCUUCAGAACGUCGGCGCUCGUAUACAGACACAUACAAAUACACACUAACGGCAUACACUAAACACAAACUAAAUACUCUAAACUAUGCCUACAAUGCCUCAACGCACUAUUCAGACAAACAAACGCAUCAGUGUGUGACGUGUGACCAGAAUGACUCGUAACGCGCGUAGUGUUUAAACAAGUUGACUCUAAAUACAGAAGACAUACACUAAACGCCAAAACAUCAUACAGAAACACCUGACACACACACACACACACACACACACACACACACACACACACACACACACACACACACACACACACACACACACACACACACACACACUAGCUGGAUGAAGUUGGGGAUCAGUGUCUUUAUUUUAAUCAUUGUACUUUUUCAUGAUGUUGCCAGGGACCAUAACCAUAGCAACACGUAAUAUACCAGAUGUUUGGUUGGUAUAAAAGAACAAAAAUAUAAAUAUAUAGUAUAUAUAUAGUUGACACUAAAAUACUUUUUUCCUUUUUUUCGAUGAAAGAUUUGCUGACGACUUCUACGUGGUGAUGGUUUGGAUGCUUACUUUGGGAAUGCACAUGAUGUGGUUUAUUUUACUUUGUGGAGGAUUCCUGUGUUGAUGAUGAAAGAUAAUGUUGUUAUUGUAAGUUAACACUCGUAUACACACACUGACACACAUCCUGAGCCGAUAUAAAACUACACACACCAAUCGCUCAACAUCUCAUAGUGAACACACACACACACACACACACACACACUUGUAUAACAUGGUGAUGUUUUCUUUCUUUUUCUUUUUCGAACUAGUUGUAACAUGAGCUUUUUGUGGGUAAAAGAUAUAAUAUCUGUAUUCUACUUUGAUGUGAACUGAACUCGUCUGUUUUCAAUGUUUAUGUUUUUGUUAUUUUUAUGAUGACGACGAUUUGCCAAAUGUGUUGACACUAAACAGUUGUGUAUCAGGGUUUGGAAGUGGUGGAGUGUUUGGGUAUUAAUGGGUGAAAUGCCAUUUUUAAAGUGUUUGGAUGAUCGACGUUCUGGAAAACAAUCUGCUUGACUCUCUGUUAACAGAACAAGAACUUUUUACAACUUUAAAAAGUACUGAUGCUACGGUAUCCUGCAAGUUAAGGUCCAGCAGGUGCGACUCUUCCUCCAAUGGUGUAAAGUAGAAAUAAACAGUGCAAAAUAUAAUUUAUAUGAUCGCUUGCUACAGAAUUCCCUGCAACGAUUGGCUAAUCUUUACAGUUACUCGUAGUGCUGGUCACCCUACGUACUGAAGCAGCUUGAGGAAUAGUGCCUUGCUCAGCAGCAGUCGAGGGUUCACCAGCUUACACGCUGUGGUUAGAUAAAUGUCUUAACUUUAACAGUAAAUAGUACAAUUCAAUGAAUUCCUCCACAUAGAAACAAGUAAAUCCUGAAACCUGGAGCUGCAAUAAGAUGACAAACUAAAUGUGUGUGUAUAUAAAUAUACACACUCUGGUGAUGCGUUCACUGGAUUUGUAGGGUGCGGUCGAUGGGGCAUCCUCCAUUGGACUUUGCAUAAUGAGCAGUUCCAUUUUCGAGAUGGUUGUACGGGACCUUUUUAGGACGGACGGCCUCGAGACAGACGGACGACUUUCACAAAGUGCAGUCUGAUUUAAUUUAAUUUUUUUGUCAAUCAAGGCAUGACGAGGGCUACAUACUGAGACACCGUGCUCCCUUUAUGCCAGCCCUCUGCUAAUGUAUGACUAACACCAGGGACGUCUGGACGCUCGUACUGUAUGUAGUAUGCAUUAUGAGAAUAGACGGAUCCAUGGACACAUUCUGCCAUUUGAUGUGGAAUGAUUGCUGUUUUCUUUCUAACCUCCUUUUUAAUUGUGUCCCUGAAUCCACCGUGUAACUUAAAAUGACAUGAAUAAAAUAAACUUUAGGGCUGUGUCAGACCUGA